Rhinolophus ferrumequinum (greater horseshoe bat) is the source of this 3979-nucleotide messenger RNA. RefSeq names its product casein kinase 1 gamma 1 (gene CSNK1G1). Gene Ontology annotation, biological process: signal transduction; endocytosis; positive regulation of canonical Wnt signaling pathway. The transcript is spliced from 14 exons. The coding region runs from base 430 to 1833 and encodes 467 amino acids. Gene Ontology annotation, cellular component: plasma membrane; nucleus; cytoplasm. Gene Ontology annotation, molecular function: ATP binding; protein serine/threonine kinase activity. The record is from RefSeq and is a predicted model, not a curated record. Lineage: Eukaryota; Metazoa; Chordata; Mammalia; Chiroptera; Rhinolophidae.
CGGGCCGAGGGUGGGGCCAGCGCUAGUGGUUCCGGUUCGGCUCCUGCCGCCUCUCGGCUCCUCGCCUUCCCCCUCCCCUCCCACACCUCUCCUCCCUCCCGUUCCUGGGAAAGAGAGAAGCCUCUUCUGCGGGUGGGUAGAGGAGCGCACGGCGCCUCGGGGCGGGGACCGCGCCCGCCCCUUCUGAGCCCCGGAGCACGGCCAGACUAGGUGACAAAAUACCCUAUGCUUGAGACCUACAGUCUACAUGUCCUACAAGAACUAAUCAGUGCUUUUUCAUCUCCUGGAGAUACAUUAGAAACAUAAAUAUGGUGCCAAAAGAACUCCUUUCCUGUCUCUGACUACACUUUCUUUGGACAUACUUUUGUAUUGACGUGAGAUACACAGACUGAGGCUGCUCAUUGUGGAGAGACUCUGUCGUGUAGGAUCAUGGACCAUCCUAAUAGGGAGAAGGAUGAAAGACAACGGACAACGAAACCCAUGGCACAAAGGAGUACACACUGUUCCCGACCGUCUGGCACCUCGACAUCCUCUGGGGUUCUUAUGGUGGGACCCAACUUCAGGGUUGGCAAGAAGAUAGGGUGUGGGAACUUCGGAGAGCUCAGAUUAGGUAAAAAUCUCUACACCAAUGAAUAUGUAGCUAUCAAACUGGAACCAAUAAAAUCACGUGCCCCACAGCUUCAUUUAGAGUACAGGUUUUACAAGCAGCUUGGCAGUGCGGGUGAAGGUCUCCCACAGGUGUAUUACUUUGGACCGUGUGGGAAGUACAAUGCCAUGGUGCUGGAGCUCCUCGGGCCUAGCUUGGAGGACUUGUUUGACCUCUGUGACAGGACUUUUACUCUGAAGACUGUGUUAAUGAUCGCCAUCCAGCUGCUUUCUCGAAUGGAGUACGUGCACUCAAAGAAUCUCAUUUACCGAGAUGUCAAGCCAGAGAACUUCCUGAUUGGCCGGCAAGGCAAUAAGAAAGAACAUGUUAUACACAUUAUAGACUUUGGACUGGCCAAGGAAUACAUUGACCCUGAAACCAAAAAACAUAUACCUUAUAGGGAGCACAAAAGUUUAACUGGAACUGCAAGAUACAUGUCUAUCAACACGCAUCUUGGCAAAGAGCAAAGCCGGCGGGAUGAUUUGGAAGCCCUAGGCCAUAUGUUCAUGUAUUUCCUUCGAGGCAGCCUGCCCUGGCAAGGACUCAAGGCUGACACAUUAAAAGAGAGAUAUCAAAAAAUUGGUGACACCAAAAGGAACACUCCCAUUGAAGCGCUCUGUGAAAACUUUCCAGAGGAGAUGGCAACCUACCUGCGGUAUGUCAGACGAUUAGACUUCUUUGAAAAACCUGACUAUGAGUAUUUACGGACCCUCUUCACUGACCUCUUUGAAAGGAAAGGCUACACCUUUGACUACGCCUACGACUGGGUCGGGAGGCCUAUUCCUACUCCAGUAGGGUCGGUUCAUGUAGACUCUGGUGCAUCUGCAAUAACUCGAGAAAGCCACACACACAGGGAUCGGCCGUCACAACAACAGCCUCUACGAAAUCAGACCACAUCGUCAGAGCGCCGAGGAGAGUGGGAAAUCCAGCCCAGCCGGCAGACCAAUACCUCAUACCUGACGUCUCACUUGGCUGCAGACCGCCAUGGGGGAUCAGUGCAGGUGGUUAGCUCAACCAACGGAGAACUGAACGUCGAUGAUCCCACGGGAGCCCACUCCAAUGCGCCAAUCACUGCUCACGCUGAGGUGGAGGUAGUGGAGGAAGCUAACUGCCUGAAAAUGCUCAACCUGUGGUGCUGCUGUUUCUUUAAGAGGAAAAGGAAGAAGACUGCUCAGCGCCACAAGUGACCAGUGCCUCCCAGGAGUCCUCAGGCCCUGGGGACUCUGACUCAAUUGCACCUGCAGCUCCUGCCAUUUCUCAUUGGAAAGGACUCCUCUGUGGGGGAGGGUGGAGAUCCAAACCAAAAGGAAGAAAACAUGCCCCCAGAAGGAGCCAGUGUGGGCAGCCAGGGCCUAGUGGGUCCAUGGCUGUCCCCACCUGCCUAAGGCUCUGAGCAGGUCCCAGAGCUGCUGCUGCUCCACUGCUUGCCCUUGGGGCCGCCUGGUUGACUCUCCUUCCUAUUGUUUACAGUGAAGGUGUCAUUCACAAAAACUCAAGGACUACUAGUCUCUUCCCUCCCCUUAGUCUACUCCUGGUUCUUGCCCCACCCUCAGUCCUCUCCAGCAUAAAAGCUAUUGAGUUGAAGGCUUUGUUUGCUGAAGGAGCUCAAGAGGCUGGGAGUGCGGCCCAGGUAGGAGGAAGAUGGCAGGCCUGCGCUGGAGGAGAAUCUUCUCCACCUACCAGGUAUAUCUGGCGGGCGGUAUGGCUCCCUCAUCCUCUGUGCCUGCACAGCCUUCAUCCCCCGCUGGCCACGGGCUGCAGGCUACUCCCUCCUUCCCUCCCUCCCUCCUGUGAAGAAGUUACACUGUAGGACACAAGCUGUGAGAAAUCUGCAGUCUACUGUCCCCAUGUGUUGGCGUUCCUAGCUUUUCUUGACAAGCGAACUCUGUUCUCCAGUCAGUAGUAGGACAAUGCAUUGUUCUGAGCAAAGGAAAAAAAACUGACUUUAUUGCACUUUUAGUUUUUUGUUUUUGUUUUUUAACAGAAAACAUGGCAGAUGCAUAUUGUGUCUGGUUAUAUUGGGAGUUUUACCUUUUUUCUGUUUUGAGGGGAAUGGGGCCAGCCAAGCCAUUCAGAGAGAACAUGGGUCCAGAGGACAUUCUCAAUGGAAAGAGUUGGGUAUGCGGCACCCAGAAGAGAAGAAGCCAAACUCUAUGUCAUUCUGAGUGAACACUCAGGUUGGCAAGGAAACAUACUUGAAUUCUCAUCAUCUUCUCAGCUACUGAAGAAUGUCCCUACAAGCCUCUUCACCUCAUCAGCCUGCGAUUUGGACAGCCUCGCUCUCCAGUGCAUGGGAUGAGCCGGCCAAGCCAGACUGACCAGAAGACAGUUUAUCCCAGAGAAGGAGAUGCUUAAAACAAAUCUGAAACAACUGUUUUCUCCACUGCCGGGGACUUCCAACUAGAUAGCCAUGUGACUUCCUUAGUGAUGUAGGGGACAAAAUUAGUGAUGAAACAGCCACCGUCAUAUUGCCACUAGUGAACACAAAGAGGAGGAAAGUGAACCUGCCUUCCAACUGCCAACGGAACCUCAGGAUUUGGCAUCAUAGGGCCAGGAAAUAAAAUUGGUGUGUACUGUCUGCCCCAAUAGCUUGAGUUCUAGCAUUUGGGCUGGCCUCCCUUGUCAGAAACCAAGCACCUGCAGAUUUUCUCCCAGCAGGUCCACAGCAGCAGGCUUAGGACUCAGUACAUGGGGCUGUAGUGAACAGGAGGUAAGAUUGGUUGGUGCUGGAAAGUUCCAGGGGAAAGGAGACUGAACUGAAAGCUCUGAAAUUUUAUCAAUUGGACAUAGAUUCCUUCCAGAUCAGAUGGCCAUGUAUCUUCCAGAAGAGCAUGUUCUUCCCAGUACACUAUCUGUAUCGCCUGCCAUGGUGUAGUCACUGGACAUACUGCCAUGAGGAGUCUCGGUUCCUUAUUCACUGCUUUAAAAAUUAUUAAUGUAUAGAGUUCAUCUUCUCAUGCUCAAUUUUCAUUUGAGUUCAGUGGCUUUUCCAGACAGUGACCUCUCAUUCCAGAUGUGAUAGAAGAGAAAAGAUUAUUUACAUCAGGGAAUGAGUUUUUGUAUUUGGGAGUAGAGAGAGCUAACUAUAGAGGACAAAAACUGGUAACUUAGUCUGGUGGUUUUGGCAGUGAACACAAAUCAUUGCCCAUCUUGAGGUGUAUGGCUGUCUUUUGGACUGGAGGGUGUGGGGAUACUUUCUGGUAGUUGACAUUUCCUGACAGGUCCCUUGACAUAUCUUACAUGGAGCAGAAAUAGCAGCAGUAGCGUGAAACAGUUACUGGGCUUCACCUGUUCCAUCCGGCCUUGGCUAGGCAAUGUCACUUUACUGGCUUC